Messenger RNA from Hypoxylon fragiforme, 1649 nucleotides. RefSeq names its product glycoside hydrolase family 5 protein. The transcript has 5 exons. The coding region runs from base 304 to 1542 and encodes 412 amino acids. Gene Ontology annotation, molecular function: beta-glucosidase activity. Gene Ontology annotation, cellular component: extracellular region; cell surface. The record is from RefSeq and is a predicted model, not a curated record. NCBI's taxonomy places the organism in Eukaryota, Fungi, Ascomycota, Sordariomycetes, Xylariales, Hypoxylaceae. Gene Ontology annotation, biological process: glucan catabolic process.
CAUUAAAUGAAUGAAUCCUUCAGAGCGUACUUGGGCCCAUUGUACCUUCGUAUCAAUGCAUAUAAAGCAUGCUUGGUGUGCAUUGCUGACGCCACAACAAUGUUCGAGCCCUAGAUGGGUUUUGAUUCAAAUGUACAAGUUACCUACAAGUUUAUGAUGUGUUGUCGUAAGCAGCCCUGAAGAUAUAUCUCAUAAAUCAGGCCUCGCAUCCCCUUCUAUUUCCCCAUGUCUGUCUGCCUACAUCCCUAAGUCCUAGAACGAGUCCGUCCGAAAGUAAAGACUCUUGGAGAACAUUUCUUCAGUAUGUUGUCUGUUAGUUUGGUAGUAUCGACAGUUUUAAGCUUGUCAAGUGCUAUUGUUAUCAAUCCCUCGCCAGAGCCCUAUCCAUCUCCUGAUCCAGAACAGACUGUUAUACGAUGGCUUCCAAGUGCUCAGAAGGUUCGCGGUGUCAAUCUUGGAUCGCAGUUCAUAGUGGAGCCUUGGAUGGCUCAGGAUGAGUGGAAUAGCAUGGGAUGUGGAGGCACCAACGACGAAUGGCAGUGCGUAGAGAGACUCGGGCAAGACGCAGCAGACGCGGCAUUCAAGAAGCACUGGAGCACCUGGACCACGCAGAGCGACAUAUCACAGAUCAAGAACCUCGGCCUCAACACCGUCCGCAUCCCCGUCGGCUUCUGGAUCCGCGAAGACCUCGUCAACCAGGGAGAGCACUACCCUCGCGGCGGCCUCGAGUACCUCGACCGCCUCGUCGGGUGGUGCUCCGACGCCGGGCUCUACGUGAUCAUGGACCUGCACGGCGGGCCGGGGGCGCAGUUCCCCAACCAGCAGUACACGGGCCACGGCGUGGGGUACCCGGGCUUCUACACGGCCGAGAACUACGAGCGCGCGUGCAAGUUCCUCGAGUGGAUGGCGGAGCGCAUCCACACGAACCGCAACUACCGCAACGUCGGCGCGCUCGAGGUCAUGAACGAGCCCGUCCACGCCAGCGACUACGGGUCCCAGGCCGCGGACAUGAUCGCGAAUUUCUACCCCAAGGCGUGGAGCCGCAUCCGCGACCGCGAGAACAAGCUCAACGUCACCCCGAACAACCGCUUACACAUUCAGAUGAUGGACACAUCCUGGGGCUCCGGCGACCCGAGCAGCCACCUGCCGGACAAGACCUUCGCCAUGUACGACGACCACAAGUACUACAAGUGGGACCCGUCGGUGGCCACCAACAAAGCCGGGUACAUCGCCGCCGCAUGCCGGGACAACCGGGGCGGCAGCGACGUGAUCGUGGGGGAGUGGUCUCUCUCCGUCGCGGACUCGGUGCAGUUCAACGACGAGUUCCAGAUCAGGAACCGGCCCGACCAGGUGGCGUGGUACCGGCAGUACUGGGCGGCGCAGGCGCAGACGUUCGAGAAGUCGGGCGGCUGGGUCUUCUGGACCUGGAAGUGCAACUGGAUCGGCGGCAUGGACGAGUGGCGCUGGUGCUACCAGUCCGCCGUCGCGGCGGGGGCCAUCCCGAGGGAUGCCGCGAGCGCCGCGAGUCUGCACCCUUGCUGAUAGACAGGUGCCUGCUACGAUCAGUAGGUACCUAACCAGAGUAGACCGUUGUUAAUACAGGCGUGCCUUAUUCUCCUGGCAAGGGAUGCCUUUUUUAAAACCAAAGA